Cynoglossus semilaevis (tongue sole) is the source of this 864-nucleotide messenger RNA. RefSeq names its product translocase of inner mitochondrial membrane 22 homolog (yeast) (gene timm22). Gene Ontology annotation, molecular function: transmembrane protein transporter activity. The annotation marks the transcript as partial. The transcript is spliced from 2 exons. The record is from RefSeq and is a predicted model, not a curated record. Gene Ontology annotation, cellular component: TIM22 mitochondrial import inner membrane insertion complex. Gene Ontology annotation, biological process: protein insertion into mitochondrial inner membrane. Lineage: Eukaryota; Metazoa; Chordata; Actinopteri; Pleuronectiformes; Cynoglossidae.
CCAUGUAGCUUCUGCCCUGUGGGUUGUUGUCAUUGCCGUUUCUAUGGUUUCAUUUUAUUCAUUUUUUUUCCCACAGGGUUUGUUCUUGGAGGAGCCUUUGGUAUUUUCACUGCAGGAAUUGACAGCAAUGCGGGCAUUGACCCCAAAGAUCCACUAAGGACACCGACAGCACGAGAAGUCCUCAAAGACAUGGGUCAGAGGGGGAUGUCCUAUGCUAAAAACUUUGCCAUUGUGGGCGCCAUGUUUUCCUGUACAGAGUGCAUCAUAGAAUCAGUUCGACAAAAUGACUUUGUUUCUGACAGGUUUUCUCUCUGUCUCUCUCUCUGUUCUGCAGCUGGUCUAAAAGCAGGAGUCCUGGGAUGUGGAGGAUUCGCUGCUUUCUCUGCUGCCAUUGAGUAUUAUUUGCGCUGAGCGGAGCGUCUCUGUGGGGGCGGAAAAAACCCCAAAAAACUUUGUCAGUGGAGAUGAGUACCACGAUAAAUGCCGUGCUGUAAAUAUUUACCCGUACGUCGAGGACUGCUGCAAAGGCAGAAGGGACGAUUUCAGCGGAACCAACUUGUUCUUUUGUGUACAGUGAUGACUCAUGGAACUGAACGUGUGUUCUUUUAUAUUUUCUUUUCCUAGCUUUACAUCAGUUUUCUGCGGGAAGUUUAUCCAAACAGAUCAUUUCCAUGUGGAAAUAAGCAAAAAUCAUUGUGGGUGGUCUUGAGACAAAGGUCACUCUGAGUCACAAUGAUUUCAAAUUAGACUCGGAACACGAGACCAAGCUGAACGUGAUCUAUGUCCUCGUGUAAAGCUAGUAUCAUUAGGCUGUGUCUGAUUUGCAUUUAAAUUAUUUCGAAAAUAAAUACUUCCUUAAUAACU